Gastrolobium bilobum is the source of this 1583-nucleotide messenger RNA. Its product is annotated as 26S proteasome regulatory subunit S10B homolog B. The coding region runs from base 97 to 1293 and encodes 398 amino acids. NCBI's taxonomy places the organism in Eukaryota, Viridiplantae, Streptophyta, Magnoliopsida, Fabales, Fabaceae. Gene Ontology annotation, molecular function: ATP binding; proteasome-activating activity; ATP hydrolysis activity. Gene Ontology annotation, cellular component: cytosolic proteasome complex; proteasome regulatory particle, base subcomplex. Gene Ontology annotation, biological process: positive regulation of RNA polymerase II transcription preinitiation complex assembly. The transcript is spliced from 10 exons. The record is from RefSeq and is a predicted model, not a curated record.
ACAACAUAAGUCCAUCGUCGCACUCCUAGUAUCUGCAGAUUCAGAGUGCAAUCUCACCGUUCCUUUUUUGGAUUUACGAGCGCAAAACUAAUAACAAUGACAGAUUCUGAAGAUGCCGUACGACGCCGUACUGCGGUGACGGAGUAUCGGAAGAAACUUCUUCAACACAAGGAAUUGGAAUCCAGAGUACGAUCUGUGAGAGAGAAUUUGCGAGCUUCGAAGAAAGAGUUCAAUAAAACAGAAGAUGAUUUGAAGUCUCUUCAAAGUGUUGGCCAGAUCAUUGGCGAAGUACUGAGGCCUCUUGACAAUGAACGCUUGAUUGUCAAAGCAAGCAGCGGACCUAGGUAUGUGGUUGGCUGCCGCAGUAAAGUAGAUAAGGAAAAACUGACUUCUGGUACAAGAGUGGUUCUUGAUAUGACAACACUCACCAUAAUGCGAGCUCUUCCACGUGAAGUUGAUCCAGUAGUUUACAAUAUGCUGCAUGAGGAUCCUGGUAACAUCAGUUACUCCGCUGUUGGUGGUUUAUCUGAUCAGAUAAGGGAAUUGAGGGAAUCAAUUGAAUUACCUCUGAUGAAUCCUGAACUCUUUAUUCGAGUUGGAAUUAAACCACCUAAGGGUGUUCUCCUUUACGGGCCUCCUGGUACUGGCAAAACAUUGUUAGCUAGGGCAAUUGCCAGUAAUAUAGAUGCUAACUUCUUGAAGGUUGUUUCAAGUGCAAUAAUUGAUAAGUACAUUGGGGAAAGUGCCAGGUUGAUACGUGAAAUGUUUGGGUAUGCACGUGAUCACCAGCCCUGCAUCAUUUUUAUGGAUGAGAUCGAUGCCAUUGGUGGUCGUCGUUUCAGUGAGGGAACAAGUGCUGAUCGUGAGAUUCAGAGAACACUUAUGGAGUUGCUUAAUCAACUUGAUGGAUUUGAUCAACUUGGGAAGGUUAAAAUGAUCAUGGCAACAAACCGACCUGACGUACUGGACCCCGCUCUCCUGCGUCCUGGAAGAUUGGAUAGAAAAAUAGAAAUUCCAUUGCCAAAUGAACAAUCAAGGAUGGAAAUUCUUAAGAUUCAUGCUGCUGGGAUUGCUAAACAUGGUGAAAUAGAUUACGAAGCUGUUGUGAAGCUUGCUGAGGGUUUUAAUGGGGCUGAUCUUCGAAAUGUCUGCACGGAAGCUGGAAUGGCAGCAAUUCGUGCAGAACGUGACUACGUGAUCCAUGAAGAUUUUAUGAAGGCUGUUCGAAAACUGAACGAGGCAAAGAAACUUGAAUCCAGUGCUCACUACAGUGCUGAUUUUGGGAAAGACUAAAAGCUAUUGUGAAAAUUUUCCAGAGCCAUGGAUAUCGAGGCAGUGCAUCUUUUAGAUUCAGAAACAAUUUAUACUAUUUGAUCAACUCAGACCUAAGAAUGCAAUGGUCCCUUUGGGCUAUGCCUUGUAAUAUCUGAAUUAUGCAGUUGGAUGGAGAACUUAUCAACCAAACUACGGUGAAGCAAAGAUGUUUAGUCGAGUUGUUUUUCUAAACCCAAUUAUGACGGUUUUUUGUUUCCUUUUGGAUUAUGUUUUACAUAAUUUAUAUUACUUAUCUUUGAAUUGGGUCU